This is a messenger RNA of Hevea brasiliensis (rubber tree), 1707 nucleotides long. Its product is annotated as F-box protein At5g49610. The record is from RefSeq and is a predicted model, not a curated record. The transcript is spliced from 4 exons. Lineage: Eukaryota; Viridiplantae; Streptophyta; Magnoliopsida; Malpighiales; Euphorbiaceae. Gene Ontology annotation, molecular function: protein binding. The coding region runs from base 237 to 1481 and encodes 414 amino acids.
GUACGUUAUAUGGUUCCUCUUCUUCUCUCUGAAACUGUGGACUCCUCUCGCUCAAAGUCUUUCUAGCGUUCAACCAUUGAUCGCACUUCUCUUUCUCUGUUUCAAUUUCAAAGAACAAGUUUCUUUGCCCAUAUAAAAAGACAAAGAUAAUUAGAUUUGUGUUAUUCCUUUUCUGGGGGGAUUUUUAACACCCAUUUUAUAUCUCUUGACGAGAGGAAGGGACAAAGAGAGAAAGGAUGAUGGCCAAUUGUGACUAUGAAGAGCUGGAAGAAAUGGAUGAUGACCUGGAGGAAGAUGUAUUUUCACCAAACAUACAACAAUGGAAGAGUAUGCCAUUGCUGAACUCAGAUGCCAAGGAAAGAUAUAAUGAUAUUGCUGACCGAAGUCCAGAAGACUCUGCUAAAUUUCCUAAGCACAUAAAGCUGAUGAAAAACACUGACAUUGGAGAUGUUAUAAAAGAGCGAGCUCUUGCUUUCCUUCCAGCCAAGUCACUGUACAGGUUCAAAACCGUUUCAAAAGAGUGGGAUCAGUGGAUCAACAAUCCAUUUUUUGUUCACAUGCAAACUACUCAAUUCAAGGAAGUUUCUGGUCUUUUUUGUCAGCCCCCAGGUGAAAGUCCUUCCUUCAUCUCACUUGAUCCAACUGCUUUUGGCAUUCCUAGUGAAGGCCUCAGUUUCUUGCCUGAACCCGUUGAUAUCAGAACCACUUGCAAUGGAUUGAUCUGCUGUCAAGGCCGUGGUGGAGAUCAAGCCUAUUACAUUUGCAACCCUGUGAACAAGGAAUGGAGGAUGCUGCCCAAGCCAAAAUUGUAUCACGGACCUCAAACAGCCAUAGCACUAGCUUUCGAACCUGCUGUAUUCAACUUUAACGCAAAUUAUGAGCUCAUCUGCGUUGUCAAUUUGCCUGAUACUUCUGUUUUGUGUUUUGAGAUAUACUCCUCGAGGACAGACUCUUGGAGAAUCAGUGAAACAGUAUGCUUUGAGCUGAAUUCUGUAGCAUUGAAUGGUGAUGGAUUCUACAUGAAGGGAUAUGCCUAUUGGGAAACCCAGUGUGAUGCAAUUUUGGCAUUUGAUGUUAAGUAUGAAACUUAUGGGAUGUUCAGUCUCCCGCCUUGCAGAGAACCAACUGGUGCUUUGACAGAGAUACGAGGGAAUUUGUUCUACCUUAUGCCCCGCAAACAAGAUGAAUGCUCAAUUGAAGUCUACGGGGAUAUCAGUAUGAGUCUGAAGCAUGUGAUUCCUCUUGAUCCUAAAGCUCUGGGGAACACGGAUGGGUUGUGCAGGGCUUUGUCUUUUGUGAAUGAUGACACAUUUAUCCUUGAUCUUGAGGGGAAGAUUAUUGCUUAUAAUGCAACAUCACAUAAGGUGGAAUGCCUGAGAAAUGCAAGGAAUUAUGAAGGAUUUGCAAAGUAUCUGCCAUAUGUGAACAGCCUUGUAACUGUUUCCCGCCCGGUGUUUAGCAAAUGGGAGGAUGGCAUCUAGCUGCAGCGUAUGUAGAAACUAUUUUCUACCUUAACAUAUUUUGUCAGUUUACUCCCAAAACCCGUUGAGAGGAUUACUGACUUCCUAAUAUGAUGUUUUUGGUUGUUCAAAUUCAAAAUUCUAUGGAAGUUAACCUAAACGAACUUCCUUUUUGAGCUUGUAAUUUCUUUCAACACCGGUGGUUCUGAAUCAAUGAUCAAAUGAUAUGAACUGGUUUUUUCUUCGA